Eucalyptus grandis is the source of this 1867-nucleotide messenger RNA. Its product is annotated as aspartic proteinase nepenthesin-1. Gene Ontology annotation, molecular function: aspartic-type endopeptidase activity. NCBI's taxonomy places the organism in Eukaryota, Viridiplantae, Streptophyta, Magnoliopsida, Myrtales, Myrtaceae. The record is from RefSeq and is a predicted model, not a curated record. The transcript has a single exon. Bases 312 to 1649 code for a protein of 445 amino acids. Gene Ontology annotation, biological process: proteolysis. Gene Ontology annotation, cellular component: extracellular region.
CACAGUGUCCACUUGUACUUUUAGGCCUCCUCCAUCACGAUCUUCUCAAGUGCUAAUCAUCCUCCAAUUCCCUCCCUCUUCUUCCUCUUCUUCUUCUUCUUCUUCUUCUUCAAUUCGUAGAUCCUUAUUCUCUCCUCCAUUUUCGAUGGAAACAUUCUUUUAGCACGUUUAGUUCCAUCUGGCAAUCUAAUACAUACAAGACCAUCUUUCACUGCCCACCCUUUAUAUAUAGCUCGCCAAGACCUUUCCAUCACCAACCCCACUACCUCUUUUAUUCUCACUCUCUCUUUGGACUUCUGCAAAAUCGAGCCAUGGCUUCAUUGAACUCGCUUCUAUCUUCUGUGUUCCUAGUUUUAGCCAUAUUUGCUUCCCUCGCGUCACCGUCUUUCUCGACAUCAAGACGAGCCCUUGGCAGCAAGGAAGCUAAGCAAAUUGGAUUUAGGGUGACCCUAAAGCAUGUAGAUCAUGGGAAGAACUUCACCAAGUUCGAACGUCUACAGCGUGCGAUGAAGCGCGGAAAGAGUCGCUUGCAGAGGCUAAAUGCCAUGGUCCUGGCGGCUGGGGAUAGCACCGAACUGGCGUCUCCGAUCCAUGCGGGGAAUGGAGAAUUCCUCAUGCAAUUGUCAAUUGGCACGCCCGCGGAUAGCUUCUCGGCGAUCGUCGACACAGGGAGCGACCUUAUAUGGACUCAGUGCAAGCCGUGCACGCAGUGUUUCGAUCAGUCAACGCCGAUUUUCGACCCGAAGAAGUCCUCCACUUUCUCCAAGCUCGGGUGCUCCAGCCAACUUUGUGAGGCCCUACCAACUUCGUCCUGCGGAACCGACGGGUGCGAGUACUUAUACACCUAUGGCGAUUACUCUUCAACACAAGGUAUCCUGGCCUACGAUACCUUCACGUUCGCGGAUUCGGUUUCUGUCCCCAAAGUUGGGUUCGGGUGCGGCGAGGACAACGAGGGAAGCGGGUUCGACCAGGGGGCGGGCCUAGUUGGCCUCGGGCGUGGCCCCUUGUCCUUGGUCUCGCAACUUGGUGUGCCCAAAUUCUCCUACUGCUUGACAUCAAUUGAUGACACUGCAACAAGCAAGCUCUUGUUGGGAAGUCAAGCAACAAGCGGGAACCUCUCGACAAAGGCAAUGAAAACCACCCCAUUAAUCAAGAACCCUUUACAACCUUCCUUUUACUAUCUUUCUCUUGAAGGCAUCUCCGUGGGUGACACUCUCUUGCCCAUCAAGAAAUCCACUUUUGCCUUGCAAAGUGAUGGGAGCGGCGGCGUAAUCAUAGACUCCGGCACAACCAUCACAUACAUUGAGGAGAGUGCUUUUGAUCUGGUUAAAAAGGAGUUCAAGUCCCAAACCAAGCUCACCGUCGAUGACUCGGGCUCGGCGGGGCUCGACCUUUGCUUCAAGCUGCCCUCGGACUCGAGCCAGGUCGAGGUGCCCAAGCUGAUCUUCCAUUUCGAAGGCGCGGAUUUGGAUCUGCCGGGGGAGAACUACAUGAUCGCGGAUUCGACCGUGGGAUUGGUUUGCUUGGCCAUGGGGAGUUCAAGUGGCAUGUCCAUCUUUGGGAACGUCCAGCAACAGGACACGAUGGUGAUCCAUGACCUCGCGAAGGAAACUUUGUCUUUCCUUCCCACAAAAUGCGACAAAUUGUGAGUUGAGAUGUGCGUGAUCAAUACUUGCACUAUACUUAUGUUUGUUUGUGCUGCUUUGAUUACAUUUGGAGGUAUUACAUUUUAUGAGUGCUAAUCAAUUGAUCAGUCAAUAAAAGAUCAUUUUCUCACAAAUGUUGUCAAUGGUAUAUUAUACGAUAUUGUGUGGUGCCUAUGAUUCGAUAUUGGUAUGGACUAUGAUUAUGAGCGUGGUUGGUAAUU